Stylophora pistillata is the source of this 2084-nucleotide messenger RNA. RefSeq lists its product as uncharacterized. Gene Ontology annotation, molecular function: protein binding; signaling receptor activity. The record is from RefSeq and is a predicted model, not a curated record. Gene Ontology annotation, biological process: signal transduction; positive regulation of JNK cascade; positive regulation of canonical NF-kappaB signal transduction. Lineage: Eukaryota; Metazoa; Cnidaria; Anthozoa; Scleractinia; Pocilloporidae. Gene Ontology annotation, cellular component: plasma membrane.
CAUUAGUGUGGGGGAAUCCCCCUGACUACAACCCUUCACACUCAUACGCGAUCGAUUGCACCAUCUCUUCGCCUGCGCUUCUGUCAUUGAGAUCGUUGGCCGAAUGAAAAUAAAUCGACCCGAAAAGGGUUUGAAUUACCACGGAUUUCUCCAUACGACAAUGGAAAACCUUAAUUUCAGCACCAAAUCGCGCUAGAAUGGGUUUGCCACAUAUGAUAUGAAGGGCGUCAUUGAAAUAAGUGUGCUUGUGUUACUAUGGGUGCAAUUUCUGAUAGAGUGUCGACCCAUAUCAUGUCCUCUAGCGCAUAACAUUGUUAGGUAUGGUCCUAAUAAUGAAACGGUGGGCUGUGUUCGUUGUCCAAACUGCCCCAUUGGACAGGGGUUGUCAUAUCCUUGUGGAUCCAAGGUGUUCAUUGAUUCGAAAAUUGAAUGCAUAUUUUGUGAGCCAAACAAAACUUACUCGGAUGAGCAUGGAAUACGCCACUGCAAACAAUGUCAAGACUGUGGUUUAAGGAAUGUGAUUAAGGAAUGCUCGAUUUACCAGAACCGCGAGUGUGGGAAGAUAUGUCCCAAAGGGUAUGUUUUUCAUGAUAACAUUGAUGGCUGCUGGGAAGUGAAAUCAGUGACACCCACAACUAUGUCAACACAUUCAACUAAAAGUGUUAAACUCAUGGAUCUUAUUCACACAGAAACAACUGAAACACACCCAAAAACAGAAGUUCAUGACACUACCAUCAUUUCAAAUCAUUCUGUUGAGGUAAAGACGAGCAGCAGCCAGCUCCAAUUCCCAUCAGCAGGUGUUGAUAAUACACCAACACAAGCAACUUUACCAAAAAAUGGAAAUGAGGCCUCCUCAAAUGUGUUGUCAACAAAGGAAGUACAGCCUAGACAGGACCACAAAACACUUCUAGUAAUUAUCUAUGUUUUAGCAACAGUAAUUGUUCUGAUUUUAUUAGUACUGGUGAUUUUAUUAGUACUGGUGAUGAAGACUGUCUUCAAAGCAAGGCAAUAUCGCUCUGAAAAGAGACAUGAAGAGUCCUCAGAUAGUGCAGAGGAAAAUAUUCCACUGGCUGAUACUGAUGCAAGUGAGGGUUCAGAAGCUAAUAUUAGUAACUCUACAACACAAGAAGAUUUGCGUGAUCUUGAUCCUCAAGACAAGACCAAAGAACAACUGUUAGAAAAGGCAUUGGUAGACACUCCUACAGAUAACAACUUAUCAGAAAAUGAGGUGUCUUCUAAUUCAGACGAUGCUCAAGCAGAGGAUGAAAUGAAUCUAGAAAAUAUUCCAGAAGAAAUUCUUGUCUCUUAUAUGGAACUCUUAAUAUGUGAUAAGAAUGGUAACCUGUUCAACUAUGUUCAAACAAAACUUGAUGCCAUUGAAACCUGCACUCGCAAAACAUGGCCUAGUGUUGGAAGAGAGCUGAAGGUUCAUCCUGAUACUGUAAACUUGAUAGAAGCUGACAGGAGAAGUUCCACAGAAUGUCUACUUGAGAAAUUAAAAACAUCAGGAAAAGAGCCCACAAUGAGGGAAUUUGUUAAAGCCCUCAAAAACUGCGAAAGAAAUGACAUGGUAAGAUACAUCUGCAACUGGCCAUGGGGAGAGGAUAUUCCAGCACAACAGCAUCAGAACCAAUCAAUAUAUUCCAAACAAAACUCUCAGACAGCACAAAACGAGGGAGACUAAAAACAAUGAAGAAUUUGGAUGUAGACAUCAGGGUGCAUUCUGCUUCAAGUGCUACGAGACAAAUGGUAGUCUCAUUUGGGACAAUAACAUCUCUGAAUUACAACAAAGACUCAGACAGGAUUGAACAAGUUGUGACAAAAAUAUCAUAGGACCUAUAGUCUACCAGCUACAAGUUAUAUGCCCUUGGUCACAUGAAUGAAGUUCCCUGUGGAAGCUGUUGGCAGCCUGGGGAUUAGCAGCCCAGAGGGCCACUGCAAUGCUGGUAAAAUUAUAUAUUCAUGUAAUCUGUACAUAGUAUAUUUAACGCCUAUAAUCAUCUCAAUUCAAACAAGCACGAGUGGAAUAAUUGUUUUAUUAACAAAAAAAAUGCCCCCAACAUAUUAGACAAAUCUUCUCGACU